AUGUCUGGGUUCGAAGUAGCUGGGGUAGUUUUGGGAUCGCUGCCGUUGGUGAUAGUGGCUCUGGAGCACUAUGCUGAGGGCCUUUCAACUAUCAAAAGUAUGCAAAAGUACGAGGAAGCAUUUGAGUGGCUUCAUGCUUCUUUUGUAACCAACGCUUGCAUAUACAGGAACUCAUGCGAAGAGCUUCUGAGUCCAUUGGCACUUUCAGAUGCUCAAGUAUGUCAGCUACUCGAAGAUCAUGACAGCUCAUCAUGGGAGAAUCCCGACCUCAACGAUGCUCUGCGCAAUCGAUUAGGAAGCAACUAUCUACCGUUCAGGUCUUCAGUGAAGCAGUUAAACAAGAAAAUCAACCUCUUCGCGCGGAAGUUGCAGCUAUGCGAGAACUUUCAGCCACCUUGGACUACACCAACGGGAAAUGUUGAUGCAGCAGCACGGAACAAAUUCUUCAACGAUCCUUGGAUACGUAUAAAAGGAGGCCUCAAGACGAAGCACUACAAGCAACUGCUAUCGUCCAUCGAAGAGGACAUCUGCCGCAUUUCCAGCCUCACUGCAGGAGCAAUUGCGCUGGAGCCACUACGACUUCAAAGAAGACGCAAAGCCAACACCGAGUAUCUUCUGAAGUUUCGACAACAGGCAGAGAAGCUAUACGACGCUUUCAACACGCGGUGGGCAACGAGAUGUAAAUGCCAAUGUACACAUCAGGCAAAUUUGCGGCUUGACAUACAGAGAGACGAUGAAACAGGCAGCCCUUCCAGCUUCAAGCUUGUAUUCACCUUCGCAUCACCGCAUGCUAGCCAUGUCAAUUCCUGGAAGCCGAUACCGGUAGAAAUUGAGGCUAUCGAUGUGAUUGACCCGACAACCCCAAGCAACACCUCACUGCUUCCCAGCAUCGUCGUCCAAUCGAACACAAAAAUACACGACCACUGGAAAUGCCUUCAAAAGGCCCCAGAUAUCGUCGAUCUCUGCGCAACACUGCAACACUGCCCAAGCCCACAUUGCAUGGGAGUCAUGAGUAGCAAGCUGGCCAGACACCACAUCCACACUCUCAGACUACCAGACGCUAGCACCACUGACAAACGCGUGAGCCUGCAACAGCUACUUGAGAAGCAAAGUCAGAGCUUCCAGAUCAAGGAAAAGUGUACCCUAGCUCUUACACUCGCCUCCGCUGUCUACCAUCUCUACAACACACCGUGGCUAGAAGAAACUUGGGACCUGAACGACAUCUGCAUGCUGAGCCAAUCCGUACUAUCCGAUCAACCAUACAUAUCCCGAGACUUCCCCGCCGCGGCAGCACCACCGGCCCACAGCCAACGAAUGCGUAUAAUAAAGAACAGCAUCAUCUUCGCUCUCGGCGUCGCAUUGCUAGAGAUCUCGUACGGUAAGUCACUGCAAACCUUUGUGACCAAGGAGGAUCUCGACGACGCAACAGGUAGCCGUACAGCAUUCACCGACUAUCUCAUAGCAAUUAGGUUGGCGGAGGGGCUGCGUACGCGGGAACUGCCGAACUAUGCGGAUGCGACGCAGAGGUGUAUACAUUGCAAUUUCGAGGCCUCGGUGUUUAGUCUCGAUAAUGAUGACUUUAGGGAGAGGUUCUACCAGGGCGUUAUCGUGCCGUUGAGGAAGGAUUAUGAGUACGUUGUUAGCGCCGCCACGAUAUAA
Messenger RNA from Alternaria novae-zelandiae, 1659 nucleotides. RefSeq lists its product as uncharacterized. The record is from RefSeq and is a predicted model, not a curated record. NCBI's taxonomy places the organism in Eukaryota, Fungi, Ascomycota, Dothideomycetes, Pleosporales, Pleosporaceae. The coding region runs from base 1 to 1659 and encodes 552 amino acids. The transcript has 3 exons.